Molecule: messenger RNA, 2666 nt
Organism: Odontomachus brunneus
Lineage: Eukaryota; Metazoa; Arthropoda; Insecta; Hymenoptera; Formicidae
Exons: 4
Coding region: 2091-2666 (191 amino acids)
Source: RefSeq, a predicted model, not a curated record
AAGAUCACUUGAUCAUAUUAAUUUUCAAGUCGUGAUUGAAAGCAGCUUCAACGCGCACGUAUACAUAUCACUUUUUCACAAGUCAUUUGUGUCAAAUCUUUGAAUCUUUCAAGGAAAUGAUAUGAAGAAUGAUGACAUUCUUCAUAAUGACGCCAAACGAUUUCUUUGCCAUUAUACGUUAUCGGAGGGAUCGUAGUCGCGACUGUACUUUUGACCUGCUGUUGCACACUGUUCGUGAGGAAUAAAUGCGCAAGACUUUUCAACAAACUUACGGGCAGAAGAAAGAAGGAGUCAGUAUAAGAUAAGAGUGUUGUUAGAUAUUUUGGUUCUACAUUGACCCUGCGAAGAAAUUCUUGACGAAGAAAAACUUGAAGGGCCAAUGGAGAAUCUCGAAAGACCUGGGAUUAUAUACAGAUCUUAUUGCCUUUUAAUAAUAGAAAUGUGACUCGCAAUAACCAUUUGUAGCACCAAGGUAAGGCAAUAGUCCGUAUAAUAUUAUAUCUCGAAAUUCUUUAUUGUGAUUCUUCAAGUAUUGACAGUAUUUGCAGGAUCAAUGUAGAAUUAAAAUUUUAGCUUGGCUAAAAUUGUAAGCUCUCGCUUAUACGAGAAAAGUUUGUGACUCGUCUAUGACUUAUUGAUUUUUCUCGUUUUUUUAUCGUUUUAACACGUUGAUUGCCAUUGAUUCCCGUCGAUUGUACAAAAGCUUACCCGACAAUUGAAUUGACGAUAAAUAAAUGUAAUUCAAUGCACUUGCGUAUUUUUUACCUUGUUUUAUCGAUUCUUUCUCUCUCUCUCUCUCUUUCUCUUGACAAUGUAUAAUCCGGUUUCCAAAUACAAUUGUUUAGUUACAUUGAGAGAGAAAUAAUGGUUGAUUUAAUUAAAAUUAUAGUUAUUUUUUAUUCUAACCAUAUUUUUGGUUGUUCUAACAUGAAAAUAGUAGUAACAUGCAUAUAAAGUUAUUUUAUCAUAAAGUUAUAUCAUCACAAACAUUAUAGUAUUAUAGUAGAAUUUAAUAAAAAAGUAUAAUUGUUUUCUCGAUCAUAAUUUAUAACAAUUUUUCUCUACGUGAUUAUAGUUACAAAACAUUUUUUCUCAGUGUAUAUACGUGACAAAAUGAGACACGAUACUGUCACGGCAUUCAACGCGUUAAUAGCCGUGCGAACGAGAAACGUAUUUGUGCUUCGCCUGUUAAUUAGUCGUGACUCUACAUCUCCUCACACUGGCAGAAAGCGAUCAUGUCCAUACAAUAAAUACGUUUAGAAAAUAUUUCCUUUCUGACAUCGAGGAAGGUCGCAGCAAAGGAGCCGCCAUGAGAGAAUUGCGAAAAAAAAAGAAAAAGGCAAGGGAUCUUGGAUCGCCAAACCACACGCACAUCAACGGCACGGAAGCUGUGGAGCCUAUUGUUCUGCCGCCGUUGCAACCAGAAGAGCUAGAAAAACAAGAAGACGAAUCGCCGAUCACGUGCUACAAGUGUUACAGAAAGAAACAAAGGCGAAAGAGACUCAAGAGACAAAUACGACGACAACGUUAGAAAAAGCGCGAAACAAUUAUAAUGUGACAUUUCUUUUUGUUAAGUCAUUUUAUUUUCUCAACACAGCCAUUUGAUUACUGAUGGUCAGAAGCGAGAAAACACAUGUUCAACAUUCUUUCGAGAAAUAUAUAAAAAUAAAAAGAUACCUUCAUUAAAUGAUUAAUCGAGUAGAUUUGUAGCAUGUUUUCAAAACUUUGUCUUUAUUCUAACAGUCAAUAAAUAGCUGUGACUUUUUUAAUUUUAUGGAUGUUUAUUAAUUAACAGAGCAACAGGAAAAUUUGCAAAAAGUUUUACAACAUAUGUGCUUUAUCGAUCGCAAAUGUUAUUUUAUCAACAUUUAUUUCAACGUAUUUUGCAAGAACUUUGAGCGUAUAUUUUCUCGUUUCUGAUAUCAUUAAUUAAAAGACUACAGCGAAAAGCUAGAAGAGACUUGAAGAGAAAUACAAAUAAAAAGAAAAGAAAACAGCGAUACAAAUAACAACGAAACUACGAUCUUAUGUUUUCGCAUGAUUCGAUUGUCAACGGCGCUCGCAACUGAUAACCUCUUGUUUCGAGAAAAAUGCAGUUUCGAGAAAACGACUUUGCAUAUAUUUUAAUUUAUCUGGCAAUUGGAUAUGUGAAAGUAUACGGGACGAUCGACGUGAAUUUAAGCGAACUGGAGUAUCUCGCAGCACGAUUGGAUCCGUUCGAGUGUCGGCGUUUGAUCGCCGCGCUUCAUUACACCACUUAUAAUCUGCCCCAGAACUUGGCCGCAGCUGAUUUUUUCUUUACGCGAUGUCAAAACUUGUCAAAACGAUACGUUAUACGGUACAUUAUAGUCCGUAUAUUUUUAUGCGGGAAAGAGCGCAAGGUAGACGAGGAAAUUCCAUGUCUUCGUCAGUUGUUGCAUUGGAACGAGCAUCCCGCGGAGGGCAGGGGUAAAACGCAUGCGGCGAUCGUGCAUCGUCUUCGGCAAAUAGGUCGCGACGAUCUUGCCGAUUGGCUAGGUAAAACUGCUUUCAAGCAACUGGGAAAGGAUUUAAACGAUGCCAUCGCGCCAUCCCCCGAAAUGCCGUCCGUCGACGAGCAAACUGAAACCUUACUUAUUUUGACUCUAGAUGAGAUUCCCACAGUUACUUAUUUUGACUCUAGAUGA